Messenger RNA from Pristis pectinata (smalltooth sawfish), 5916 nucleotides. RefSeq names its product WRN RecQ like helicase (gene wrn). Gene Ontology annotation, cellular component: chromosome; cytoplasm; nucleoplasm. Gene Ontology annotation, biological process: telomere maintenance; DNA replication; double-strand break repair via homologous recombination. Gene Ontology annotation, molecular function: nucleic acid binding; ATP binding; 3'-5' exonuclease activity. Lineage: Eukaryota; Metazoa; Chordata; Chondrichthyes; Rhinopristiformes; Pristidae. The record is from RefSeq and is a predicted model, not a curated record.
GGGGAGGGCGAUGGUCUGUCCCUGGCCCGAGUAGCCCCAGCCCGGGCCUCGGCUCAUGGUCUGGCGGAUGCGCAGGAAACGGCCGCGCUGGUUCUCCUUCAGGUCGAGCGGGAAACGGUGCUAUGUUGUCUUGGGUGGGUUACCCGAGACGGAAAGAAAAUUUAGACCUGAUCAAUCGAGUGAUGAUCGCUUCCCCGGGGAGCACGCGUGCGCGGUUUGAUCACGUGGCUGGGCAGCCCGGCUGGUUGGAGCUAGUGCGCAUGCACGGAACGCCUUCGGAGGCGCAGGACGUGGGGACAGGCGAGUGUUGGGAGUCCCUGGCUGGCGGGAAACCGAGCGGUGCGCCUGGGCUGUGAGAGGGGGAGCUGGUGCUCUCCAUCAUCUGAGAAUCUUGAAACAAUGCAGUAGAUUGUGAAAAGAUGACUGAUCAGCAGCGCAAGUUACCUGAAUGGAUGGCAUCUGAAGAAAUAAAAGAAAUUAAUAAGCAGCUAAAGGUUUCUUGUAUCAAGAAAAAUGUUCUGGAGGACAAACUUCCCUUCUUGGAGUUUCCUGGGUCUAUUAUUUACAGUUAUGAAGGAAGUGAUUGUUCAUUUCUAUCAGAAGAUUUAAGGUUUUCAAUUCCAAGUGAAUCAGCCAUUGGGUUUGACAUAGAGUGGCCUCCCACAUAUAUAAAAGGGAAGGAGAGAAAAGUAGCACUUAUUCAACUGUGUGCCUCUGAGAAAAGGUGCUACCUAUUCCAUGUAUCUUCUAUGUCAGGAUUUCCAAGUGGACUGAAAAGACUACUGGAAGAUGAAACAAUUAAAAAAGUUGGUGUUGGAAUUAAUGGAGAUCAUUGGAAACUAAUGAAGGACUAUGACAUUAAAAUGAAAGGCUUUGUGGAACUAACAGACAUGGCUAAUGAAAAGUUGAAUUGUGCUGAGAAGUGGAGUCUGAAUGGGUUGGUGAAGCAUCUCUAUGGUAAACAGUUGUGGAAGGAUACAGCUGUCCGCUGUAGCGACUGGGAUACAUUUCCACUCAGCAAUGAGCAGCAGCAGUAUGCAGCAGUCGAUGCCUAUGCUGGUCUUCUAAUUUAUCAAAAAUUAAGUAGUUUGGAUAUUAGCAGAGGAAAGCAAUUUCAUAAUAAAGAUGACCAGAAGUUGCUCCCAUCCCUUUUUCUAAGGUCCAAUCUGAUGUCUAUUGCUCAUGAGAUGCAAUAUUUAGCACAGAUGGUUCCUGAUUCCCACAUUAGUGGUGUGCAAAGAGUUGCAGAUAUCUUGAAUGUCAUCUCUGAAAAUAUUUCUGAUUUGCGGAAUAUUCUGACUGAAUCAAGAUCUGGGACUGGUGCUCAACCAGGGAAUGAAACAGAAACUGAAUUGCUUGGGGGCAAUCAGAGAGAAAAUAAUUGUUCUGAAGAUAGUUUGGAAUCAAUUGAAAUGACAAACCAGAGCUGCCAAAAACCGGACCCAGAAAGUAACUUGACUGGCGUGCCAUUAGAUCCACAUAAUGACAGUGCUCUCCACAUGCAAAACUUGGAGUCCCUAACAAACGACCAAAACGAUGCAGAUGCUAGUGGAGAAGGCAAUCAAAAUGAACAUCAGGAUUACCUGAUGUCUUUGAACAUAACAGAAUAUGAAAUUCAGAUGUUAGAACGUCAAGCACAAGAGGAAGAUGCAGUGAAUAAUACUAUUUCUUCUUUGCCAAAUAAGGCUCCUAAUGUGAAUGAAGAAACAGAUCUUUCUUGUGUGAUUGAAAGUGAUGAGGAGCUGGAGAAAGAGAUGGUCAAAGUACUGGAAGAUCUGGACAGUUCCGAAAUGGAUUCUGAAGAAUCCCUCAGUUUACUUGACAAGACUACAUCAGAGCAGCUUUUUGAAGUGGAGGAUGAGGAAGAUGAAAAGAUCAAGGAAGAAGAGGAGAAGUGGGAUGCUGCAAUACCAAAACCAAAUGAAAAACAGAUCGAAUAUCUGAAAACUUACUUUGGACAUACUAAUUUUAAACCUGUACAGUGGAAUGUUAUCCAUUCAGUGCUUCAGGAGAGAAGAGAUAAUCUAGUUGUUAUGGCAACUGGUUAUGGUAAGAGCUUAUGCUACCAAUUCCCAGCUGUCUACACAGGAGGUAUUGCAGUAGUGGUUUCACCUCUCAUAUCUUUGAUGGAGGAUCAAGUAUUACAAUUGAACAUGUCCAACAUAACAGCUUGUUUCCUUGGCUCUGCCCAGGCACAGAAGUUUUCCCAUGAACUAAUAAAGGGUCAUUUCAGAGUUGUUUACAUGACACCUGAAUACUGUUCAGGAUCGAUGCCAUUACUCCAGAAACUCGAUGAUAGCGUUGGUAUUAUUCUAGUUGCUGUGGAUGAGGCUCAUUGUAUAUCUGAGUGGGGACAUGAUUUCAGACGUUCUUACAGGACAUUGGGACUUAUAAAACAAUUACUGCCACAGAUUCCAGUUGUUGCCUUAACUGCCACUGCCAGCCCUUCAAUCAGAAAUGACAUCAUAGAGAAUCUGAAGCUGAAGAAUCCUCGGGUUGUCUGCACUACUUUUGAUCGGCCAAACUUGUACUUAGAAGUUGGUUAUAAAUCCAUGGAUAUUAAACGAGACUUGGAACCAUUUUUAAUCAAAAGGGACAAGUUCUCCUUUGAGUUUGAAGGACCCACUAUAGUUUACUGCCCAACCAGGAAGGCUACAGAACUAGUGGCUGGAGCAUUGUCACAGAUGAAUGUUGUUUGCGGCACAUACCAUGCAGGCAUGGGCAUCAAGGCCAGGAGAGAAGUGCAUCACAAGUUCAUGAGGGACGAAAUUCAGUGUGUCGUAGCUACCAUUGCUUUUGGCUUGGGAAUUAACAAGCCUGAUAUUCGUAGAAUCAUUCAUUAUGGAGCUCCUAAAGAAAUGGAGUCAUACUAUCAAGAAAUUGGGAGGGCUGGGCGAGAUGGUUUGCCCAGUGAUUGUCACAUCUUAUGGAGUCCUGCUGACAUGAAGUUAAACAGGCAGCUGCUGAAUGAGAUUAAGAGUUCAACAUUCCGUAACUACAAAAUUAAGAUGAUGGAAAAUAUGAAGAAAUACCUCACUUCAUCCAAGUGCAGAAGAAUUAUUAUCUUGUCCCAUUUUGAAGAUGAACAGCUCAGGAAGGCCACCUUGGGGAUCAUUGGAACUGAUAGAUGUUGUGACAAUUGUAGAUUAAGAAUUGGAAGCUGUCCUCCUGCAGAUGACCCAGAAAUUGAGAUGCAAGAUUUUGGAAAAGAAGUGUAUCAGCUACUGACUACAAUAUGUAUUUUAGGAGAGAAGUUUGGUAUUGGAGUCCCUGUUUUGUUCUUGCGGGGUUCUUACUCUCAGCGUUUGCCAGAAAAGCAUCGUAAUCACCAUCUGUUUGGCAGUGGAAAGAACCAUCCUGAAAACUGGUGGAAGGCAUUGGGUCAUCAACUUAUCACUGAGGGUUUCCUGAAGGAAAAUGCCACCUUCAAGAGAUUUGCUGUCACAACUGCUCUUACUGUAAAGGGGCGAGAUUGGUUGAAGAAGGCAGCUGAUGUGUCUUGUCGAACUCUUCUGCUUCCAGCCACUGAAGAACUGCAUCCACGUGAUCUUCCAAAAGUUCAGGUUCAGCCUCCAACUUCAUCACCAAUAUCCUCUCAACGAUCUCCUGCAUUGGCCACCCAGUCAGAGCUUCAGUAUAUGUCGCUACGUGACCGAUUCGCAAGAGACGAAAGAAAAGAGAAUGAAAAGCUGUUUGCCACAUCUGCAGUUAAAGGUCAUUUCUUUGUUCCACCUUCAUCUGAAUCUUCAGUAAAAACUGUUCCUUCUGAACCAGCCCCAUCACCCAGGGAACUUGAGCUGCAGGGCAAAUUAUAUGGCAAAUUGUUGGCAGCAAGACAGAAUAUUGCCAAUGAGAAAAAUGUUCCUCCAGCUAUUUUGGCUACAAACAAGAUAUUACUGGAGUUUGUCAAGAUAAGGCCAACAACUGUGGACAACCUGAAAAGAAUUGAUGGUGUAUCUGUAGCUAAGUCUGCUGUGCUGGCUCCUCUCCUGAAUAUUAUCAAGGAGUUCUGUAAAGCCAAUCAAUUGAAGAUGGACAAGUUUUCGGUUUCAACUCAAAAUCCAGUGGUCCAACCAAACUUUGCCUUUGGCCACCAGUCUAAUAUUGCAUGUGUAACAAUGGCAAGAACCAGGGAUUCAAGCAAUGUGAUUGUUCCUGCAGUUGGUCAGCCUUCAUCUUGUGCACCAAGAUCUGAUGACAUGGACGUUAAUCAAGCUGGACUUGGUCAUCCAGUUCAGGAACUGAACAUCAGCACUGUUCAGAAUCCUUCAUCUCAUUCAGACUUCAACAGGGAAGCUGUUCAGACACACAAUGAUGAUAAGCACCCAGGACAGCCACAAAGUUCCCAUGUUGAAACAAAAUUUCCCCAAGCAAAUUCCCCAGCAUUUAGAUCUUCUGAAUCUUGUGUCGAAGAAGAACUAAACUGGAUUGAAACAGCAGGGAAGCACACAGGAGGCAGUCGAAACGUGCCAACCAGUAUGCCCUCUGUUAGUUUAGAAUCAUGGAAGCAGCCUGAUGCAAGAACAAAAACAUUGUCUGAUGAUUCACAGGCAGAGGAGAAGCAAAUAGACAAAGAAACACCUGAACUGGCACCUUGCAGUCAGAAUCAAACUGCCAGGAAUAGUCAGAGAAGCAUAUCCUCUGAUAGUUUUGCAUCCUGGAACGACCCAUUGAUUGAUGCUUCUGUCAGGGAUUUGUUUGAUGAUUCACAAUCAGAGAGCUGCAGUCAGUCAUCAAAAAGAAAACUCCCAGAGUGGUUUGGGUCUUCAAAGCCACAGGAACUCUCUUGUACUGCAAUAAAGAACGCGAAAAAGAGAAAAGGACUCUUCAGUUGAAGCUGUUUUGCUGCUACUGGCUAUCAGAUAAAUCUCUCAACACUACGCUGUACUUGGUGACAAAAUAAAAAUAAGCCAUUUGGGCCUCGCCCAACAUUUCAAUUGUAUUGCACACACCUUAUUUCUGCCAGGGACAGCCUGGUGAGAAGCCUUCUGUGAGGCAGGAUGAAAGCAGCAGAAGAUGGCAAGAUGAUAAUUCUGUUGUUGUAAGACCUAAUCCUGAAUGUACUCAAAUUCACUGUUAAGUUUUAAUGAUAUUCUUAUGCAGUGCGAAAAUGUUCACACAGCACCUGUCUCCUUGCUGGUGUUAGCUCUAUUAACAUAUAUUGCUGAAUUCUGCAGUACUUGUAUUUUGAAAAUUGAAUUAAUGUGGGAUCAUUCCUGCACUAACGUGAGCAACAGCGCAUUUUGACAAAGUAUUGUUUCUCAAUUGCUUUGAAACUGCUUGUUGUAUAGUAAGAUAUUCUGCAACAUUUUGUUUGCAGAACAAACAAAACUUGCACUAGUGGAAAGUCUGCAGGAACUUUAAUUUUGUACAGUAAGGAUGAUAUUGUGAAUUCUAAAUAAAUUAAAAAUGAAUCCUAAGUACUAACUAAUGCAAAAAAUGCAUGAUCUUGAUGCAAAUAAUUUUUCAUGUCUUUUUUUAAACUUGUGACAGAAGGAAUCAAAUUUUUCCCCAUGUAAUCUGUUGACUGUUCUGUUCUUCUUCAUGUUUCUUUGUAACAAACAAUGGUUUGGCACAUCAGUGGACUCUGCCACAAUGUAUCAAAAACGUGCAGAUUAAAAUCGUUUCUAUCCAGUGGGGAAUUUCCAAGUCUGCCAUGCAAUCACAAAUGUUUGAGCAGCACCAAGACACUUCCAUGGAUGAAAAAGAAAAAAAUGGAGGUGGUCAUCCGAAGUUGCUGACAAGACCUCUUCAGGUCGAACCUCAGGCAUGUAAGAACUCACACUCUUUGUGCUAAUGUAUUUGGAUGUCUGCAAGAAGUAUACAGAAAGGUGUCAUUGUAAUAACGAAAAGGACAUGCUGUUUGGGAAAGGAGACGGCUGUUGACAGUUUAAUUAAAUGUGAAUUUAAAACUAG